This is a messenger RNA of Plenodomus lingam JN3, 366 nucleotides long. RefSeq lists its product as uncharacterized. Lineage: Eukaryota; Fungi; Ascomycota; Dothideomycetes; Pleosporales; Leptosphaeriaceae. The record is from RefSeq and is a predicted model, not a curated record.
AUGAAUCGCUUGGAGAAAGAACCCCGUGGGGAACGAGGCAGGAGAUUCGGGUCCGGGGAGACUUCCCACACGCUGGGACUGGCAGAAUCCACCUACCGGUACCGGUACUCUGUCCACACUGUCGAGGAGAAAGCGCGGCGAGAUCGCAUUUCCUCCAAUUCGCGCAUUGCUGAAGGCAACGUCGGUGCCAAAUCAAGGCGCGGUGCAAUUUGGCCGUUGCCUUCAUGCCUCCUGCUGUCCUCCCUUCCCACUACUCACGUGACCCCCCCACAGAAGUCAGGAGGACUCAAGGUGGCCACGCUGCCUGCCGCUCCUCGAUUCGGUAGCGCCCCAUGGGAGAACAUCGGCAAAACCAGGAUCCAAUGA